Molecule: messenger RNA, 1052 nt
Organism: Salvia hispanica
Lineage: Eukaryota; Viridiplantae; Streptophyta; Magnoliopsida; Lamiales; Lamiaceae
Product: inorganic pyrophosphatase 2-like
Molecular function (GO): phosphatase activity
Source: RefSeq, a predicted model, not a curated record
CUCAAUUUCUCACCACAAGAAAACAUACCAAAUAUUUCAAGUCAUAUUUGAUUUGAUUUCACAUCCUCACAAAUGGCCGGAAUUACGAUCGUGUUGGACUUCGACAAGACCAUCAUCGAUGUCGACAGCGAUAAUUGGGUAGUCGACGAGCUCGGUGCCACCGACUUGUUCAACGAGCUCCUCCCCACCAUGCCGUGGAACACUAUGAUGGAUAGAAUGAUGAAAGAGCUUCAUGAACAAGGGAAAACCAUUGAAGAUGUCAAGAAAGUUUUGAGAAGGAUUCCCAUACACCCAAGAAUCGUUCCUACUAUCAAAACUGCACAUGCUUUGGGAUGUGAUUUGAGGAUUGUUAGUGAUGCGAAUUUAUUCUUCAUCGAGACGAUUGUUGAGCAUCUCGGAAUCAAGGAUUAUUUCUCGGAAAUCAACACGAACCCGGGCUAUGUUGAUGAAGAAGGGAGGCUCAGAAUCUCUCCCUUCAUUGAUUUUCACACAUCUCCCCAUGGCUGCAGCCUAUGCCCUCCCAACAUGUGCAAGGGCAUGAUCAUAAGUAGGAUUCAAGCCGAUUUAGCAAAGAAAGAAGGGAAGCAAAGGAUCAUAUAUCUCGGUGACGGAAUUGGCGACUUUUGCCCGAGUUUGAAGCUAAGGGAGGCCGAUUUUAUGAUGCCGAGGAAGGACUUCCCCGUGUGGGGCUUGAUAUGCGAAAAUCGCACACUUCUGAGGGCCGAAAUCCACGAAUGGAUCGACGGGGAGGACAUGGAGAAGAUCGUGAUCAAGCUCAUUGAAAAGAUUAAGAUUCAAGAUUUGUUGGAAGUUGAUUCAUUCAAGAUUGAGACAGUGCCUAUAGCCUUGCAACAAUCGGUGAAAGUCCACCAGUAGGAUUGGAAGUAGCAUUAUUAACUUGGCUGAAGAAAACAAGAAGAUAUGGAAAAUUUUAGCCUUUAUUUACUUUUUUCCUUUUUUUCCUAUUGUUUGUGAAGUGUAACUUUUUGUGUGUUUGUGAAGAAAAGGAGCAUGUUCAUUUGCUCCUCAUAAUAUGACUCUUAAUUAGUAUA